UCUUUCGAGGGAGUUUGAUCAUUCUCGCUCCUCCUUUUCGUGUCGUUUCUGUUCUCUUCCUUUUCCUCUCCUAUUUUCUCUCCCAGUCUUCGCCUCUUCUCUGCUCUUUUCUCUCCUAUUUUCUCACUCUAUGGUAAAAAACCCAAAAACGAGAAAAUAAACCUAAUAAAAACCCUCGUCCAUGUUCUUUGAUAAGAAACAUGCAUUACAAGAACCCAAUUCAGAAUUUAGAUUAUGUGGUGAUUAAUAAUGCAAGAAUGGCUAAUAAUGCAAAGAGGUUGAAGGAGAAUCAUGAAGGAGAUCAAGACAGGAUCAGUGCAUUACCAGAAUCAAUACUUCAUCACAUACUCUCUUUUCUUGACCUAAAACAAGCCAUCAAAUCCAGUAUUUUGUCUUCAAAGUGGAGGUAUGUUUGGACAUCUCUUCCAUUUCUAUGCUUCGAUUUUGGUUUAUUUCAAACCAAGAAUUUAAAGCAAUCUAAGGCGAAAUCCUUUGAGAAAUUUGUGGACCGGGUUUUUGAGUUACGCGAUACUUUUUCUGUCAUAGAGAGAUUGAAUCUUAAUUGUUCUGGGUUCCUAUCUCCUGAUCCUCAAAACUUAAGUAAUUCUCUCUAUACAUGGAUUCUUAUUGGAUUAAAUCGUAAAGUAAAAGAACUAUAUCUAGACGUUCCAUUUGGUCCCAAGCAUUUUAAAUUGCCUAGUUAUAUCUUCAUGUGUGAAUCUUUGACGAAACUAGAGUUAAGAGGUUCUGCAGCUCCGCAGCUAUGCAUUUUUCUGAGCAAUUUACCUAAUGCAAUGAGCUUACCUAGAUUGGAGUCAUUGGUUCUUCAAUCGGUUCAGUUCGGCUGUGAUGAUACACCCAAUAACCUCUUCUCUAAGUGUGCCGUUUUGGAAUCAUUGACUAUAACACAUUGCGUGUUUCAAAGCAAUCUUGUUAUUGCAUCUCCCAAACUUAAACAUUUGAUGAUAGAUUUGUAUUUCCCUGGGACUAACAAGAGAGACAGUAUGAUCAAGUUAAAUACUCCAAGUCUCUUAUCUUUUCGUUGUAAAGAUUACAUGUCAAGAGACUACUAUGUAGAGACCGACCUCUCUGUUUUAGUUAAAGCUGAACUAGACAUGACACCCGGAGAAUUCGAUGCAAGUGGUAUUCUAAGGCUUGAAGGUAACAGCAGAAGUCUGUAUGAACAAAGGAUGAUGAAAUUACUAAAAGCUUUUCAUACCAUAGAAGACCUAACAUUAUCUGUAUGGUUCUUUGAGAUUAAUGCUUGGGACUGCUCAGCAAUUUACCCUGUUUACACAACUUCGAUGUGUAAUUUGAGAUGUUUAAGGCUAGGGGCUGGGCUUGCAGACAGAUCUUUAAAGAUGAUCUUGAAUUUACUUAUGAACUCUCUUCAAAUAGAGUCUCUUGUUAUCGAGAUAAACAAGGCCAUUUUCACGACGCCACCAUCUCCGUACUGGGAUGAGGUGGAUUUGACAACUAGAGCAAAUUAUGAAUCACUGUGGGGAACACAAGAACCAUACGUUCAAUACAUGAUGCAUGAGCUUAAGUUUGCCGAGGUCCGAGGUGUCCAAGGACGUCUUAAUGAGCUCGUGCUACUACAGUUCCUGUUGAAACAGUGCACAGUCUUGGAGAAAGUGUUGCUUUACUUAAUUGAUGAACAGUCACCUAAUACAAAGAGAAAGGCGACCAAAUUUUUCCACAAGCUGGCAUCUUUUCCAAGAGCCUCUUCAACUAGCGCAAUCUUGUGUGUCUGAACUGCAGUUGGUAAGAUUUUAUAUAAAGAUGUUAGUGAUGACGUGUAUUCAAGACUUCUUUGAGUUUACCAAUUACCUUACAAAUAUACACAAAAUAUACCCAAGCCUGAUACUGUUCUGAUAUAUCAUGGUCAUCAUAAGGUGGAACUAGCAACUGCGUUUGAACAGGAAAAAUAUUAGAUCAAACUUGUCAAAUUUCAUUUUAUAGUUAUUGUUUUUCAGAAGUGUGCUUUGUCUUUCCAGUUCAUAACUCAUUCCGCCUAUGUAUUUUAGUAAAAUUGCGGUUGAAGCUCUUUGAAUUGCUGU
This is a messenger RNA of Papaver somniferum (opium poppy), 2060 nucleotides long. Its product is annotated as F-box/LRR-repeat protein At3g59190-like. The transcript has 4 exons. Bases 201 to 1754 code for a protein of 517 amino acids. The record is from RefSeq and is a predicted model, not a curated record. NCBI's taxonomy places the organism in Eukaryota, Viridiplantae, Streptophyta, Magnoliopsida, Ranunculales, Papaveraceae. Gene Ontology annotation, molecular function: protein binding.